This is a messenger RNA of Pecten maximus, 1128 nucleotides long. RefSeq lists its product as uncharacterized. The coding region runs from base 25 to 573 and encodes 182 amino acids. NCBI's taxonomy places the organism in Eukaryota, Metazoa, Mollusca, Bivalvia, Pectinida, Pectinidae. The record is from RefSeq and is a predicted model, not a curated record. The transcript is spliced from 7 exons.
CCGUCCUUCUACAGUCAGAAAAGUAUGGCAGGGGAAAGUAAAAAAGCUUGUGUGGCCCAAGAUGAUAUUACCCCGAGGGAGUCAAGCCAAAGGGGAGGUAAUCAGGGUGCGUUACUCUUCAUCCUAGGAGCUUUGGUGGUGUUAGGUUUUUCGACCUGUGGAGUAGUUUCUUAUUUACAAUUUAAUGAGAUAAGAACUCUAAAGAGUCGUGUGCUUACCUUGGAACUGUCAUCAUGGGCGAGACAGGAUUCCGGAGACAAGAAAGGGCUUGUAGGUUUGAAGGACAAGUUUGAAGCCUUAGAGAUCCUAACGGAGAAUUUGAAUUUGAAAGAUCGGCGAAGGCGUCAGACUGCACCAGAUUAUACAGCAUUAUUACAGCAGUUUGUGACAACUGAGCUCCAAGUCUUACAGACCUACUGUACAAACUCUACAAAGAUUUGUGUCCGAGGCCAGCCCGGACAAAAAGGAGAAGCAGGACUUAAUGGAUUUCCUGGUACAAAGGGAGAACAAGGGCAUUUUGGAAUUUCCGGCCCUGCCGGACCCCGGGGGAACGAUGGUGCCCCCUGGACCUAGGGGACCAAAAGGUGAACCAGGGACCGUUGUGCAAGGGAUGAGAGGACCUAAAGGCGACAAAGGUGACAGAGGAGAGAUUGGACCUCAAGGAGCUAAGGGUACCGCAGCUGUGACGUCAUCGGUGGACACGAAUAAGUGCUGCGACAAUUUAUCGGCCCCUCAGUUUGUCCGUCCCCAGACAACGGUGAUUACAGCUACUCACGGGUCGUCGGUUGUCCUUCCGUGUCGCGCCUUUGGACUACCAAAUGCCGAUAUUACAUGUCCUCUAAAAUAGAUCUGUUUUAUCAAUUUUAGCGGCCCCUCAGUUUGUCCGUCCCCAGACAACGGUGAUUACAGCUACUCACGGGUCGUCGGUUGUCCUUCCGUGUCGCGCCUUUGGACUACCAAAUGCCGAUAUUACGUGGCAACCACCGGUGGACCCACUCUCCCUAGGAAGGUAUAUCCAGGAAUACAACGGCAUGGAAAUCCUGGAUGCUAAGUAUUCAGACUCAAUGACAUUUAAGUGUCGAGCCCACAACGUAUUUGGCACUGUGGAGAAAUUCAUCAAACUUAUCG